Molecule: messenger RNA, 534 nt
Organism: Folsomia candida
Lineage: Eukaryota; Metazoa; Arthropoda; Collembola; Entomobryomorpha; Isotomidae
Product: protein ANTAGONIST OF LIKE HETEROCHROMATIN PROTEIN 1-like
Exons: 3
Coding region: 1-534 (177 amino acids)
Source: RefSeq, a predicted model, not a curated record
AUGACUCCCGUCCAAUUUGAUAAGGUACUUGAUAUGGUGACAUUGGACAUAACAUUACAAGAUACAAAUUAUCGUCUAUCAAUACCUCCUCGUCAACGGCUAUUUAUUGGCCUGAGGUACUUGGUGACAGGGGAUUCAAUUAAAACAAUUUCAACUAGCUUUAGCGUUGGGCGGUCAACUGUACUGAACAUUAUAAAAUGUGUCAACCAAGCUUUAUGGAAAAAUUUGCAACCAAUUUAUCUAAAAGUCCCAGACAAAGAAAAGUGGAUGGAAAUUGUGAAGGGAUAUGAUGAAAAAUGGAAUUUCCCAAAUUGUUUAGGAGCUAUUGAUGAGAAACACGUCAUGAUACGAGCUCCACCAAACUCAGGAUCACUCUUCUUUAAUUAUAAAAGCUUUUUUAGUGUCGUAUUACUUGCCACCUGCGAUGCUGACUACCGAUUCACCACAGUAGACAUUGGGGGAUACGGAAGACAAAGCGAUGGAGGAAUAUUUAGUUCUUCAGCAUUAGGACGAGCACUGGAUGAAGGUUUAUAG